This is a messenger RNA of Dothidotthia symphoricarpi CBS 119687, 1139 nucleotides long. Its product is annotated as ankyrin. Lineage: Eukaryota; Fungi; Ascomycota; Dothideomycetes; Pleosporales; Dothidotthiaceae. The record is from RefSeq and is a predicted model, not a curated record. Gene Ontology annotation, molecular function: protein binding. Bases 68 to 946 code for a protein of 292 amino acids. The transcript is spliced from 3 exons.
CCCGCAUCAAGUCGGUACUCAACAACACUUUGUUUCGAACGCUGUGCAGCCAUGCUUCAAAGUCAUCAUGAUUGACGUAUCCAGGCGCCUUCGCCGCGCCAUUCUUCUCAAUGACCUGUCGCUUGUGAAGCGCAUCGUGGAGAACAAUCCACGAUGGUUGCGAAACCCAGACUUUGAGGAUAAGAGCAACACGAGCCUGCACCUGGCGGCCAAGCAUGGAUUCACAGCGAUCGCUGAAUUUCUGAUCGACCAAGGCCAUGAAGAUGAAAUGGCCAGCAGAAACAACGACUGGGAAACCCCGUUGAUGCUUGCUGCUAUGGCGGGCAAGGAGGAGGUCGGAGUCAUGCUCGCAAAACGGUUUCCAGACUGUGUAGCCUGGCAGACCAAGUCAGGACUUGACGCUCUCAUGCUCGCCUGUCGCUCCGGCGCAGGAACCCUUCACCUCAUCCCCACUCUCAUCCUGCACGGUCCGUCCAUUCUCACCAACGCCGAUACAUCAGGCAACACAGCACUCCACCACGCCUCAGCGGCCGGCGAACUAAAAGCCCUUCGCAUGCUCCUCCAAUAUGGCGCGAAUCCGCUCGCGUCCAACGCAUACUCGUGGACACCGGUGCAUUACUCGGCGACAGUGGCGGCGGAAGCCUACUUCAAGACACUCAUCAUCGAGUUUGAGAAGAAAAAGGCAGAAGACAAGAGGGAGUUGGCGUUGCGGGAACGACAGAGGACCGCGGGUGUGCGGCUCGUCACUGAUCAGGAUGGCCUGAUGCAGGGCGGAGGCGAGAGACAACGAGCCAGGGAUGACGCGGCUAUUGCGAGACUGCCGGCUCCCGGCAUGGACUGGAGUCCGGUGGAGAAGAGGAGGGCGAUGACGCCUACAGAGGGGAGAGGGUGGACGUUUACGCCUGGGGGGAUGAGGCCGAGGGCCGAGACGGGAGAGUCGAUAUGAUGUGGGAUUGGCAUCGUGUCUUGCGAAGGAGUUUUGGCGUUCCGGUCGCAGGUUCUGAAAGAGUGAUAUUGCUGGGCGUUAUGGUCAAGCUGGGCGUUAUUGAAACAACGCCUCACAUGGAUGAUCAUAUCAAAGGAAGCAGGGUAACAAGUCAAUGAUCUUCUAUUGUGUAGCAACGAGUGACUACAGCCGA